AUGCUGCUGACCUGCCGCUCUGGGGGCGGUGGAGGAGGGUCUCCCCGGGGGGGACACUUCAGCAGGCCAUGGUCCCCCGCACCCUCCGCGCACCGCCCGGACGACAGGUGGUGCGGGCGCCGCCGCCGCUCGCCGGGAAAUGCGAGCUACCUGCCCAGGGACAAGAUGAGCCAAGCCAUUGAGGCUUGUGAAGGUGAGGUCAUUGAUGUCCAGGUACACUGGAACUCACAGAGAUCCUCAGCACCCAGCCAUGGGCCGAAGACACCGUCAGCCAAAAAGGCCAAGAAGGUUCCAUCCCCACCGCUGUCCCAGACGUGGAAACAAGACAGAGAGCAGUCUUUGGCGGCAGCCUACGUGCCUGUGGUUGUGGACCCUUGGGGGCAGAGGCAGGACAAUCUCCGGUUCAAUUUCUACACGUCCCAGCACUCCAACUCCCUGAACCCUUUCUACACCUUGCAGAAGCCUACCUGUGGCUACCUGUACUGCAGGGACACCGACCACACCCGCAAGCGCUUCGAUGUGCCUCCCGCCAACUUGGUCUUGUGGCACUUAUAGGCCGGUGGCAACCAGAGUCCCCAUCCAUCUUUGCUCCUGUGACCCCGAGGAAAAAAAACACAAAAAAAACGUGCUCACUCCUAGA
Molecule: messenger RNA, 640 nt
Organism: Jaculus jaculus (lesser Egyptian jerboa)
Lineage: Eukaryota; Metazoa; Chordata; Mammalia; Rodentia; Dipodidae
Gene: Cimip3
Product: GUCA1A neighbor
Exons: 4
Coding region: 1-555 (184 amino acids)
Source: RefSeq, a predicted model, not a curated record